Molecule: messenger RNA, 3978 nt
Organism: Carcharodon carcharias (great white shark)
Lineage: Eukaryota; Metazoa; Chordata; Chondrichthyes; Lamniformes; Lamnidae
Gene: eya1
Product: EYA transcriptional coactivator and phosphatase 1
Exons: 18
Coding region: 99-1916 (605 amino acids)
Biological process (GO): negative regulation of extrinsic apoptotic signaling pathway in absence of ligand; cell differentiation; positive regulation of DNA repair
Cellular component (GO): nucleus
Molecular function (GO): protein tyrosine phosphatase activity
Source: RefSeq, a predicted model, not a curated record
GUGACACUUGAAUAACAAGGAGUUGUUUUGUUCUUGACUGGCAGGUGAAAAAAGCUCGACCUGAUUCCAAUGUUUCAGAUCCUCCAAGUUCCAGGUCUAUGGAAAUGCAGGAUCUAGCAAGUCCACACGGUCGUGUAAGUGGAAGCAGUGAAUCUCCCAAUGGUCCAAAACUUGACAAUUGUAUCAAUAAUAAUUCCAUGACACAAAAUGGCACAGAAGGUGACAACAUGACUAUGCUCAGCUCAGCCGACUGGUUGCUAAGUUCUAGUACACAGACCACUGCAGUCAAAACAGAACCAAUGAGCAACAGUGAUAUUUCAACAACGUCAGCAGAUGGGUCUUUAGACAAUUUCUCAGGAGCAGCAAUUGGUAGUGGCUUUAACCCAAGACAAACUCAUCACUUCUCUCCACAGAUUUAUCCUUCCAACAGGUCAUAUCCACACAUUCUUCCUACACCUUCUUCACAAACCAUGGCAUCAUAUGGACAGUCACCAUAUGCCACAGGAAUGCAGCAAGCGUCAAUUUAUGCAACUUAUCCACAGCCAGGCCAGCAUUAUGGAAUCCCAUCCUAUGGCAUCAAGACUGAAGGUGGAUUGACUCAAUCGCAGUCACCUGGCCAAACGGGAUUUCUGAGUUAUGGUUCAAGUUUUAGUGCACCUCAACCAGGCCAAGCCCCUUACAGUUACCAAAUGCAAGGGGGAUGUUUUACAUCAGCAUCAGGAAUUUACACCGGAAGCAAUUCACUUACAAAUUCUACAGGCUUUAAUAGUUCACAUCAGGAAUAUUCUUAUGCAGGCUUUGGCCAGGGACAAUAUGCACAGUAUUAUAACAAUUCUCCAUACCCUUCCCCUUAUAUGACAAGCAACAACAGCAGCCCAACAACUCCUUCGACCACCGCAACAUACCAGCUGCAAGAUAUACCAACUGUCACUAGCCAAGCUGUUACAGAUUCUGCUACAGGAGAGUUUGGUACAAUCCACAGUCCAUCAACACCCAUUAAAGAUUCAGAAUCAGAUCGAUUGCGUAGAGCUUCAGAUGGAAAGUCACGUGGCAGAGGCAGAAGAAAUAAUAACCCCUCGCCUCCCCCAGACACUGACCUUGAGCGAGUGUUCAUAUGGGACCUGGAUGAAACAAUCAUUGUUUUUCACUCCUUGCUCACAGGGUCCUAUGCCAAUAGAUAUGGAAGGGAUCCACCUACAUCAGUGUCACUUGGGCUACGAAUGGAAGAAAUGAUCUUCAACUUGGCUGAUACACAUCUGUUUUUUAACGAUUUAGAAGAAUGUGAUCAAGUUCACAUUGAUGAUGUAUCAUCAGAUGAUAAUGGGCAGGAUUUGAGCACUUAUAACUUUGCAACAGAUGGCUUUCAUGCUGCAGCAACUAGUGCAAAUCUUUGCCUAGCAACUGGUGUGCGUGGUGGGGUUGAUUGGAUGCGGAAGUUAGCUUUUCGCUAUCGAAGAGUGAAAGAAAUAUAUAACACCUACAAAAAUAAUGUUGGAGGUCUCCUUGGUCCAACUAAAAGGGAAUCAUGGUUGCAGUUGCGAGCAGAAAUUGAGGCUUUAACAGAUUCAUGGUUAACACUUGCACUGAAAGUGCUCACACUCAUUCAUUCAAGGUCAAAUUGUAUAAAUAUUUUAGUAACAACGACACAAUUGAUACCUGCUCUUGCCAAAGUCUUGCUGUAUGGAUUAGGAAUUGUUUUUCCAAUUGAAAACGUGUACAGUGCAACAAAAAUAGGAAAGGAAAGCUGCUUUGAACGAAUAAUUCAAAGGUUUGGCAGAAAAGUAGUGUAUGUUGUUGUGGGAGACGGUGUAGAAGAAGAACAGGCAUCUAAAAAGCACACCAUGCCAUUCUGGAGGAUCUCAAGCCACUCUGACCUUAUGGCCCUACAUCAUGCCCUGGAGUUGGAGUACUUGUAGCAGUACUUUGAAAUGUAGGAUCUCCACCCUCACUAUUUGUGGACUACAAUAUUUCUGUGUCUUGUGGCAGCUUCUGACUCCAAACUGUGUGAUGUGUACCAAGUGUUGACAUACAGCUGCAAUUUGCCUUAACCCUUGACCAAUCUUCAGUGGAGGCGAAUGAAUCUCUGGCAAAGCUGCUGAUGGCUUGAAAGACUGUGAAGAUUGUACAGUGAAAAGCCAUCAUAAUGUUUAACAGCCCUGUUACUUCUAAAUUGCUACAAGAGUUCAAACCUGUGAAGAAAAUGGAUCCGAGGAGAUGCUUAACUCUUACUAAGCUGACCAAACAGGCUUUAGAUGGUCCUCAGAAUAAGUGCUAUGGAUAGUGCUUUAAGCAUUAACAGUCUAAGGCUUCUGUUUUAAAAAAACAUUUUUGCCAUAAUGAAUUUAAAACUUACACUGAAAGCUGAGUUGGACAAAUGCUAACAACAUAUUUUACUUGUGGAGAAGGUUUGCUUCCAUGAUCAUUGAUAUCCAGGGUACUCUGUUAUUAUUUAUGAACUGAUUGUUUUAUGUUAACAUCAUUUAUGAAGGUACUUAAAUUAGAUUUUUGCCAUUAGACACAAGAAGCACAUUUGAUUCUGUCAUGUCACAAAGUAGUUUACAGAAAAUAUGGUUUUCUUAUAAUUUAAGAUAACUAUUGAGUUUGCUAAGACAAUCAUGUACAGUAAAAUGUCAUUUUGUGUAAAUGUGUAAUCAGGCAAUUAUUUUACAUAUUGUUAAGGCAAAUGCAAAUGAAAGGUAGCAAUGCCUUGUUUGUGAAGUAUAAGUGUAGCAAGGCAUUGUGCGCUCAUAAAACAGUGCUGCGUCUUAUCAAAGUGUUGGUGUGUUAAAGUGGAACUUUUUGUUGGGUAAAUAUGUAGAUAAUAGAAUUAUUGUGAUUAUUUUGUUAAGACCAAAAACUUGGAUGUCAAGUGUCAAGAUUUAUCUCCUUUUUUCACUAGCUUUCUCAUUUCGCCAAAUUAAUUUCAUCCAUCUUUUCUGCAAACAACUGCACGGAAUACUCUACUUGGAUAAAGUAGAAAAUAAUUCUUUACUGUCUACAUACACAAAUAAUGUGGAUGGUACAGUAUAUAUUUUUAUUAUGAAAGCUGUUUUCUUUUAUUACCAAUGAGAAUAAGGAUUACUUUACUGUAAACUUACACCUUGUAGUGUCUACAUUCUUUUAUAUGAAAAUACAUUAGGAAAGUAAAAUUUAGAAUUUUUGGAGCAGGAGCUGUUAGAACAUUUUGGAAUUUUUCAUGUACAAUUAGAUAUGAUCCAUUUUGGUACUGUCCAUUUUUCAUCCAAAAUGUUAAUAUUGUUAACAUAUUUAGCUGUUGAUUGAAACUUUUGAUAGGCCUUGAAUCUUGUAAAGCUUCAGGACUUCUUACUGCAGAAGACUACAAGCUUGGCCUGUUUACUGUAAAUGAAAUUCUAACCCUAGUCCCUGACACUUUGCCUUUCCCUGCUACGUAGUCACUGUAAAAGGGAUUUCAGUUCUGAUGCUUUACACCUCAUGUACUUAAUAGGCUUAUUUCUUUAUAAAGUCCCACACAGCUAUCCAUUGCAGCAAUUGCAAGAAAUUGUUUAUUAGUACGAAAAAUCUACCUCUUCAUGAGGGGAUUUGUUAAAUGGGUACUGCUGCUAGAUCAAGAUCACAGUGAGCUAUUUAACUAUUUGGUAACUGAAUGUUUGCAGAUAAAGAUCUAGAAUAAAUAACUGUGGUUUAUGAUUUUGCUUUUUUCAAUCAGAAUGACUGGAAAUCAAAAGAUCACCUGGACCUCACUGUAAGAAAAAAAAGUGUGUUGUGUCUACAAAACACAUGUACAGACCUUUCUCAUGAAUUGUGUGUUUAAAUUAAUAAAAAUCAAUUUGUGAAAUGAUGGUACUUGUGCUUUUCAGGUCAGCCUUUAACGGCUGAACCAUAAACCUCAUCUGAUAACACUGCUAACUCAUAAAUUAUAAAACUGGUCUUUUGUAUUUGUAUAUGAGGCAUUUUGCAAAUAUUUUCUGAUAAUAUUCCAAUGUAUAUAGCAUGAUU